UGAGUGAUGCUGGGACUGAAGGGGGAGGGUUAAUAUCUGGGCUCUCACUGAUGCUCGAGCUGUAUCCGUGCAGCAGAGCUACCGCAGGGGUGCAGGACUCAUCAUCAGACCUGUGAGACCUGGUCCUGGUUCCUCCACUCUUCUCUGUUGUGUUGAAGCGGAUCCGGAGCAAAGCUGGAGUCGGCGGUGCACGGUCCUCCCCCGGACCCGCAGCAGUUCCAGUGGAGCGGCACGGAGAGGCAGCCUCCGCCCUGGACCGAUGAACUGGCUGAGAUGUCCCGGCACAUCUACACCCGUCACGGGAUAGGAGAGGGGAUGCAGAAGCCAGUGUUCCAGGCCAACAGAGGGACUUACUCCAGACGCAGCCGCCUGAAGAGGUCUGACGGCAGCACCACCUCCACCAGCUUCAUCCUCAGACAGGGCUCAGCUGAUUCCUACACAAGCCGACCGUCUGACUCGGAUGUGUCCCUGGAGGAGGAGAAGGAGGGCGGCCGGCAGGAGAGGGAGCAGCAGGCCACUGUUCAGCUCGAGAGGGCAAAGACUAAAACUGUGGCCUUUGCUGUGAGGACAAAUGUCAGCUACUGCGGCGCUCUGGAUGAGGAUGUUCCUGUGGCUGGGACUGCUGUCAACUUUGAUGCCAAGGACUUCCUCCACAUCAAAGAGAAAUACAACAACGACUGGUGGAUCGGCCGUCUGGUGAAAGAAGGCUGCGACAUCGGCUUCAUCCCGAGCCCUCUGAAGCUUGAAAACAUCCGACUCCAGCAGGAGCAGAAGAGGGGACGCUUCCACGGCAGCAAGUCCAGUGGGAAUUCCUCCUCCAGUCUGGGAGACAUGGUGUCAGGAACGUUCAAACCGAACCCAAACUCAGCUGGAAAGCAGAAACAGAAAGUGGCUGAGCACAUCCCUCCAUAUGACGUGGUUCCCUCGAUGAGGCCGGUUGUCCUGGUGGGACCGUCUCUGAAAGGUUAUGAGGUGACAGAUAUGAUGCAGAAGGCGCUGUUUGAUUUCCUGAAGCACAGGUUUGACGGGAGGAUAUCCAUCACACGGGUAACAGCUGACAUAUCGUUGGCCAAGAGGUCAGUACUAAACAACCCCAGUAAGAGGGCCAUCAUUGAGAGAUCCAACACCCGCUCCAGCCUUGCCGAGGUCCAGAGUGAGAUAGAGAGGAUCUUUGAGCUGGCCAGGUCCCUGCAGCUGGUGGUGUUGGAUGCAGACACCAUUAACCAUCCAGCACAGCUCAUCAAGACCUCAUUAGCACCAAUUAUCGUCCAUGUUAAGGUGUCCUCGCCUAAGGUGCUCCAGCGGCUGAUCAAAUCAAGAGGAAAAUCUCAAAGCAAACACUUGAAUGUGCAGCUUGUUGCGGCUGAAAAACUAUCCCAGUGUCCGACUGAGAUGUUUGAUAUCAUUCUGGAUGAGAACCAGCUGGAGGAUGCGUGCGAACACCUGGCAGAGUACCUGGAGGCAUACUGGCGUGCUACACACACUUCACUAAGCACACCGCUCAACCCCCUGCUGGGACGCAAUCUGGGCUCCACAGCGCUCUCCCCCUAUCCUGCUGUCAUUCAGGCCCAAAGAAACCGCAACAGCAACCACACAACAACAGACCACUCCCCAGUUGAACGCCGCAGCCUGAUGCCCGCCGACGAGAACUACCACAACGAACGGGCGAGGAAAAAUCGCAACCGCCUCUCCUCAGGCUCGCAGCACAGCCGAGACCACUCUCCUCUGGUGGAGGAGGACUACCAGGAUCCCUACCAGGAUUCUUACAAGCCUCAUCGCAACCGAGGAUCCCCAGGAGGCUACAACCACGACUCCAGGCAGCGGCUUUGAGCUGUGACCGCCUGUAAAUCAAGUGUAGGCCUGUCUUUCUCUUACCAACCACUCCGGGCAUAAGAGUCAAGGCUGUUUGCUGUAACAUGAAGAAACUACUACACUCAUCUGGACCUCAACAACCUCGUUUUGAUGUGUAGUACCUUUUUUCCCCUCUGGCCUUGGCUCCUGCCAAAUGAGCAUAUGAACCUUAAAAAAUAAAAUAAAACCUGCUUCUUGCUUUGAUGUGAAAAAAGGGAAGGGACUGAAUCUGAAAGUAGCACAAGAUUAGAGAAGUUUUAAAGGGAGGACUGAAGCUGGACCUGCUCUUAUUAUUCCCCAGAUGUUGCCUGUGAGUAAAGUGUACUAGCAGGUGUUCGAUAUAGGCUCUUCUGGACCCUCCCUGCCAUCUCAGCUGUUACUGUAGCAUGCAGGUAGGACUGUACAGGUCACUACUUGCCUCAGCCAGACAGCAAGAGCAUCCAGCGGUUGAUGAUGAUGAGCACAGAACCUGUUUGCACGCGUCCGGGAGCUGCUCGAAGCAGAUGCAUCUUUAAUGCUCCUCAAGUUUGUUUGCCACUGUCCUCGAUGUGAGUGUAAUAAAUCCUGUGGAAGCCUGUUCCUAAAUCCAGAGAUUUAAACAUUUGUUUUUGAACAUGGGUGGUGUUUAGUUCUCUUUGGAGUCUCAGCUCUCUGUUUUCUCUUUUUGGCCACUCUAAUGCCACUUUUUCAUCAAAACAAGACAGAUAUAUUAAAAAAAACCAUACAGAUACUAUACAUAUUAAAGCGCCACACAUCAGGAAUGAGGUUUGAUAAUUCCUAAUGCUAUUUUUGUCAGUAGCCAUAUCACAUAGACAGAUCUAUAUUUGAAUCAAGCAGAUACUAAUAUAUUUAAAAAGUCCAAACCUCAGGAAUCAGAGGUGGUUGAGAUGACGUGGAAGUGUCCUGACACAUGUAGACUUUCAGGUCCUACCCAUGUGAGAGGAAUUUGUUUCCUUGUUAUGAUUACACCUCAAGUAUUGCAAGAAAUCUACAUGUUACAAUAAAUGAACGCUUCUGGGAAAGGAGUCAUCAGAAAGUGACUAUAUGCCAUACAUUAGUCAACUGCUGUUGUCUGUAAUGUGCUGAGCAGGAUAUUUCGGGAGUUGCAAGAGUUUGAUUUGAGUUAGUGAUUGACUUAGAGGGCGUCCACGUGUAAAUACAUUCAAACUACAGGAAGAGACAUUAGCUUAUUUCAGAUUUCACUUUCAGUAUGAUAAAACAUUCCAGUCGUUUCUUCCUGCAAAGCUUUGCAGAUACUUUCCAGCAUCUAGAAAAAACCCCACAACAUUCCUCCAUCAAAUUUUAUUAUAACAGAUUUUAUGGAAAUAAACUAAAUUGAAUUUUUCUCUUGAGUAGCAGUUCUAACAGGUUCCCCUCUCCUGAUACACAGCUGUGGCUUUGUACUCAAUCUGAAGACUCCUAAUGAAUGAUGUGAAAGCACUUGAGCAGGACAACACUGCAUUCAUCAGAAAUGUCUUUUACAUGUUCUUCUCUGGAAAUGGAGAACAGUUCCCAGAACUCUUAAUCAUAUAAACGUACUUGAAUGCUGCCAGAAAAAAACAUAACUAACAUAUUUAAACUUUUUAACAUCAUAUCCUGGAAUCUAAUUUUUCCUUUCCGUUCAUUGACUGGAGGAUCUCUUUGUGCUCCAGUGACUCUGAGAACGAGGAUUAACAUGGAGACGUCGUCAGUUCUACUCUGCCAUUCACAGUAGCUUUUGUUGUUGUUGUUUCAAAACUCUGGAGCAACAGUUUAAAAAGAAAAGUUAAAUACUGCCUGUGAGAGAAUGAUGCAUUUAUUAGAAGUUUGUGUGCACUGUCAUUUUACAAUUGUAAUGAAAUAAACUGCCCUUAUGCUGUUGUA
This is a messenger RNA of Notolabrus celidotus (New Zealand spotty), 3714 nucleotides long. It is a transcript of the gene cacnb4a, whose product is annotated as calcium channel, voltage-dependent, beta 4a subunit. The record is from RefSeq and is a predicted model, not a curated record. Gene Ontology annotation, molecular function: protein binding; high voltage-gated calcium channel activity. Lineage: Eukaryota; Metazoa; Chordata; Actinopteri; Labriformes; Labridae. Gene Ontology annotation, biological process: chemical synaptic transmission; regulation of voltage-gated calcium channel activity; calcium ion transmembrane transport. Gene Ontology annotation, cellular component: voltage-gated calcium channel complex. Bases 274 to 1830 code for a protein of 518 amino acids. The transcript is spliced from 14 exons.